Messenger RNA from Amoebophrya sp. A120, 4930 nucleotides. The record is from the annotation of a GenBank genome assembly. NCBI's taxonomy places the organism in Eukaryota, Dinophyceae, Syndiniales, Amoebophryaceae.
AUGAGACGCGAUCUGUCGCCGGUGGAACGCGGAAUGCCAAUGUGCCUCCGAUCCUGUUUGCACCAGAGUUCGACGGCGCAACUGGUGCGGAAGAAAACCGCGAUGAGUUAGACCCGCCGACAGUUCGAGAACUUGAACCAGCUGCGGACCCGUUGCAAAAGACGGUAGUGAAGGCCGUGCGAUUCGCGACAGAUCUAGUUUCUUCGCCGUCAGAAGUAGGGGAGAGCGUGCCUGUUGCAGCGGUGCCGGACAAUAUUAAAGCUGCCUCGGAUGGUGCAGCUCCACAGUCAGCCAUUGUAGUCACCGGACUGCCAGUGGAUGAUCAGAGUAAAAACGAAGACUCCUUUCUCUCAGCUUUCCAGAACGCCUUUGGAAAGCAAGACUUUUCCAAGAUCCACCAAAACAUUUUCGGCGAGGAAAAGAAAGCACGUAAUGAGCCUGUGAAGGCGAACGCGGACGCUGGCGAAGCUGCGGAAGACGAGAAGCCGCAAAGUACCAAAAGUGUCGGUGCACAGUGGGAUGCGCAUGCCGAUCAAGGCACAGGCACUGCCGCAGCUGCUUUCUCGCAGCAGGCAGUGGCGGCGUAUAACGCUGCGUCAGCACACGCAGACGAUCACAGUUACCACUACCCUCCGGAGUCGGUUGAGGUCCAGGGUACGGUGGUGAAAGACCCAAAUACGGCUAGUAAUAAUGCAGCGCAAUCGUACGAACAGGUGGUCUAUCCCGGUUAUGCAGGUGAUACGGCAGACGCAGAGAAGCCGCAGUCUACUGCCGCUGCAGAAGCUGUACAACCCCCCACCGACUCUUUCUUCUCCGCAUUUCACAAGAUGGUCACCAGCCCGUUUCGCAGCAGCAAGCAGUUCCCGGCCGAUGUCACCCUCCUCCCGUCGACGCAACGGAAACGCGAAGCCAUCUGGAGCCCCGAUCGGCAAUUCCGACGGCGUAGUACACGGCCGGAGGGGAAGAGGGGCCCAAUCCCGCACUGGUCGCGCAGCGGGGUGAAUUUCGCUUCCAGGGUCGUCGCUCCGAAAGUGUUUCCGCAGUUAAAGCAGACGGUGCUCGAUCAGCUCGGACAUGAUCUUCAUGAGAACAAACAGGAGGAAGAGCUGGUUGUGGUUUCGCAAGGACCUUCGCAGUGGCAACAGGGAAAAGUUUUGGUGAACAGCGGACUGGAAAACGCAGGGCUGUUCUACGCUCCGAAGACGUCGAAAAGCCGGUUUGAAGAGCACCGGCUCAACCCCCUGUUUGGCGGUCGAGACGCUAUCCACAAAAACGACGAGGCGGGGAUUCUGAAGAGGGCGGUGGAUAUUUUCGUGGAGCGCAGCGCUGCCGUGAUCAAGAGUUUGGACGAGGAUGAGGAGUCGAUCUACAGUCUGACCGAGGACGGUACGAGACGGAAGAGAGGGAAACUAAAUCUUCGCGACGAUGCAGGAACUACAGAUGGAGCAGAUCAAGUACUGGGCAAGAAGAAAUACAACGAGGAGGACUUCGAAGAUUGGCUGAAGGCGAAGAGUGCUUCGCAGGCAAUUAUUAUACAAGAAAAAAACGUUGUUAGUGUAAAUUUGUGUUGCAGAACAUGCAACAGAGUUACACCUGUCAUGCCAGACAGCCAUGAAGCCCUCUUUUCAUGUGUGUUUUGCCGUACAAGCCACGCAUGACAGGUUUUGUCUGUCAUGUAGAGCAAAUUUGUUAUGCUGUUCCUCAAAGAAAGUUACACUUACACGCUUUUUUUUCUGGAUAAUUAUGGAUGCGCCGGGCAUGAUGGACUUCGAAAGGGCGCAGCGGAAGUACGAGCGGGACGUGAAGCGGACCUGGGACGGCAUCCUUCGGGGGAAGAUUAGUGACGGCAAACUGGAGAGUACGGUGACGGAUUUGGUGCGAAGGGGAAAUGAAUUGGAGGAAGCGAAAACCUCAUCAAGCGGCAAGAAAGCGGGAGCUGUUGCUUCUGGUGGCGCUGAUGUUGAGAAGGGCAAGGGCAGUGUCGAUGCGGCGAGGAAAGCGGUGACGAAAGAACUUGGCGGUGCCUACUCUGGCAAGUUGUUCACUGCGACGGAUGAGCCCAGCACAGCUAUAAGCACGGCAGGCACUCUUUCUUCUCCUCCUAACGAACAGAAGCCACUAGGAGCUCCUACGCAAGUUAACGCGCCAGAGCAGAAAUCGUGGGCAGCCUUUCUCCCCGACAAAGACGAAACAAGGAGGAAUCAGGGACGAGAGAAUGGGCUUCUCACCGACGCAGAGCGCAGGCGUAGGUUCCUGGAGUGGCAAGGCCGUGGAGACUUCGAAACGGACGCAACGGCUACUCUCGGCCCGUGGCGCAAUAUGGUGGAUAAGCAAAGGCGAAACGACCCGGAUCCUUUGUUUCAAAACCAAAGCGCGGAACCGCCGUUCGACGCACAGGACGCGGCUUUGCAGGAAGUACGACGGGACAUGGAGAUAGCGAGGUUGGAGGAGCAGCGGCAAUCUUUGAGGAAGGAAAGAGACCACGACCAAGGAAGUAGAGGUUCUGUUACAGAAAAGGCCCAGCCUGCUGCAGUUCCCCCUCGCUGGACGGCUGAAGAAACCGCGGAUAUGCAACAGGUAGUGGAGAAGCCGUAUGUCAGAAGUAGUAGAGAAUCCGUGGUUUCGAAAUCUCCGACGUCUCCGGCGCGCAGUCCUAGUCCGGUUGUGCAGAAAACAUAUGGCAAUGGGAAAUACUUUUUUCUGAAAACUUUUUUUUUUUGCCACAUAUAAAUUACCCGUCGCGGUGAGUAGAUGGCUUUUUGCCGGCAAAAAUCGACUGCGUGGCAACAGCGUCUGCAGUGGUAUCCUGAGCUCGCUAGCCUGACGGCAAGAAGAGUACCGCACUCGGGGCUCACUGCGUCAUGGCUUUGGGUCCGGCGUGGCCGGCGUAGAUGUCGGAAUGCCAGCCCCUACAGUGCUGCCGCUUUAAUGAAAGCAAUACGCGGGCAGCCCAAGGCCGGACGUGCUGCGGGUUGGAGCCAACAGCAGGCCCACGCCCCAGCAGGAGAAACAGGCGCCCGCGCGCAAUUUCAAAAUAAUUCAAAUCCAUGCGCAGCAGCGCUGACGACAGUGAUGCCAGGGCCGCGGCGCUCCUCCGGGCCUGGGUCUCGGGGUGCGGUUCUUCGCCCCAGCCUGCUUUGCCAGGAGGCUAGCAGAGGUCCCUCCUCGGCUGCAAGUCGAAGUCCUCGGGGGUCCCCCCAAGGGGUCCUUCAAACCCCCCCCCCCUUUUGGGGCCUUUGCCGAGAGCUACUCCCCAUUGAUAUCUCCACGAAGGGGGGUCCCCCAAACCCCCCCCCUCAAGGGGGGGCCCGGCCGCGCUUUUUGUUUCCGCAAGUUUGCGGCUUUUGCAAAAAUGUGUCUGGAACACUGACAGCGCGAAUUCGGCCAAGACGGGGAUCUGUACAGCCUGGCCCGGAACAAACCCAAAGGCGCCGAAGUUCUCAGCCUGAUCUGUAUUUGUCCAUUGGGGCACUUCGAAAGCUGGGGCGGGCGACGUCUAGAGGCCACGCGCGUUUCAGACAGCCGCAUCUAAGCGAGCCAUUCAGAAUUUCGCUGACUUACCCUGAGCCUCCGCCCCAUACACAAAGGCCGCGGUGGGGGCAUUGUGUGUCAAGUACCUUGCAGCCAGAGCGCCAAGGACCGAAUCCAUGGCCGCGGCUACUCCGGAGGCCGCAUCUCUUUUGCGUCCCAGGUAGCUAGCUAAGUACCAAGAGCCGUCUACCCGCUUAGACAGAUCUAUUCUGCGCGUGCCCGCUUGUAUGCCUAUUGAGUGCCGUGAGUGUAAGAUCAUAUGUGGCGAAAAAAAAAGUUUUUUGAAAAAAGUAUUUCCCAUUGCCAUAAAACAAAAUCUCCGACGUCUCCGGCGCGCAGUCCUAGUCCGGUUGUGCAGAAGAGAAUCCGCCGCGUCACGGCGGAUCGACAGUGGGUGAACAGUCCGCACUUCCAUCGGUCUCCGGACGGGAGUCCAGCCGAUGGUGCUCGCGGAGUGCUGCACUGGGCACGAGACGCCAUGACCAGCAGCAAAAAGCCUGAUGGCGAUUCUUUGUCUCGAAGCCGGCUAGACGCGAGUAAAGCUAGUGUAAGUAAAGAUUCGCGAUAUCUGCUUACACACAGCGAAGGAAUGCAGCAUGGUCGUGGCCACCAUCACCACCACCACCAUCACCAUCAUCACAGGGAGCAUCACCAUCAUCGUCGUGACGACAAUAUUCUGAAGCAGGUGGAGUGGACACUGUCUCAUCGCACAAAGAAAGAGAUGGAAGACGAAGAGAUCAAUGACUUACUGCAGCAAGAUCAGCGCACCUUCUUUGGCAUGGAAAUGUCUGCGCGCGUCGACGCCUCGUUAAACGAAAAGGAUUGGCUGCGGAAAGAGUGGAGCUAUCGGUUUCCAAGGACUUCUACACCUAGCUUCGGUGCAGGCGGCUCUACGAGUGGAAGACCGUCGCAUCGUGAGCAGAAAUUGUCCGGCACGCUGAAAACUCGGGCGGGGGGACCCGCACCCCCGAUUGUUCCGGUUGAUGAUGAUGCGAAGGCGGGAGAAGCGGAACACGACGCCUGGAUAGCACCGGAGCCGCAGAAUGGUAGAAAGCCCAGAAUCGUUGACAAGAGCGUGCAGUCACCGCCACAGAAGUCGCCAGACCACCAGAAUGCCCUGGCUUUUCUUCCCUCUCCCAAAGAUUUGCGUGCAGCUUUGCGCGCGGUGAGGCAGGAGCUGCUAUUGCAGAAUCUGGAACGAGGUAGUAGUUCAUCAUCCAGCAGCUCUUCUUCCAGCUCGAGUAGUGCUACGGGGGAAUCGGCAACCGAGACUACUGAAGAAAGCAUCGACAGCUCGGAAAUAUCGCGCCUUGCGAGCAAGAUCGCGGACGAGGAAAUGAAAGAGAUGGAAAAUGCAGAAGAAACAGUAGGAGGAGUCCUCAGCGACGCGGAGACUUAG